AUGUUCAAGUUCUGGGUGACUGCGGCCCUUGUUGCUGUGGGUGUCGCGCAGUACUCCCCGCCGGCAUUUGGUAACUCGAGCAAUUCGACGACUUUCACCAAUCCAAUUGUCGAGACAGUUGGAGCAGAUCCUUGGAUGUUCCGCCACGAUGACUACUACUACAUGACAUACACCAACAAUGUCAAUGUCACGCUCUGGCGCAGCAAGUCCCUGACCGACUGGGCAUCGGCAGAGUCUAAGACCAUCUUUCAGCCAGAGCCUAACAUGCCCUACUCAACUGAUCUCUGGGCUCCCGAGAUUCACAACAUCGAUGGCAGCUGGUGGAUCAUCUUCACUGCUGACCCCAACUUCGAUUCUCCUCCACCCGAGGUUGAGAUGUGGUGCGAGUACAACUGCCCGGCUGUAAACCACCGCAUGUUCACCGCCGUUGGUGAUGGCGCGGAUCCAUGGACUGCUCAGUAUCGUUACCAUAGCGAACUUGAGACAUACGACCAGUUCGCGAUUGACGGAACCUACUUCCAACACAAGGAUCAGCUGUACCACAUCUACUCGUGUUGGUACCACAAGUACGAUGGCUGGCCAGCUAAUCUCUGCAUCACCAAGAUGUCCGACCCAUCUACGACUGUGUCACCCUUCUCUGAGCGCCAGGUUAUCUCGGUCCCCGACCAUGCAUGGGAGAAGACGCCAUUCGGCCGCGCGACAAAUGACCGCCUAUCUUCCAACGAAGGGCCCCAGCAGUUGACCAACCCUAUUACGGGCCAGCAAUUUCUCAUCUAUAGUGCCGCACGUUCAGAUAACCGCAACUACUGCCUUGGGCAACUCGAGCUUGUUGGUGACGAUCCGAUGAACCCUAGUGACUGGCGCAAGCAUCCUUACCCAGUCUUCUACCAGAACCCCAGCGUGUCUGCAUAUGGUGUAGGUCACGCGUCUUUCACCAAGUCUCCAGAUGGCACCGAGGACUGGGUUGUUUAUCACGGUAUGAAGGAUCCUACUAAUGGUUGGGGUGCGCGUACGAUUCGCGCUCAGAAGUUCGGCUGGAACGCAGAUGGCACACCGAAUUUCCCAAGGCCGGGUUAUGGACCGUACCAGGUUCCUAGUGGCCAGUAG
Messenger RNA from Pyrenophora tritici-repentis Pt-1C-BFP, 1107 nucleotides. RefSeq names its product Glyco-hydro-43 domain containing protein. Gene Ontology annotation, biological process: carbohydrate metabolic process. Lineage: Eukaryota; Fungi; Ascomycota; Dothideomycetes; Pleosporales; Pleosporaceae. The record is from RefSeq and is a predicted model, not a curated record. Gene Ontology annotation, molecular function: hydrolase activity, hydrolyzing O-glycosyl compounds.